This is a messenger RNA of Maniola jurtina (meadow brown), 1343 nucleotides long. It is a transcript of the gene bai, whose product is annotated as transmembrane emp24 domain-containing protein bai. The coding region runs from base 156 to 779 and encodes 207 amino acids. Lineage: Eukaryota; Metazoa; Arthropoda; Insecta; Lepidoptera; Nymphalidae. Gene Ontology annotation, biological process: intracellular protein transport; endoplasmic reticulum to Golgi vesicle-mediated transport; Golgi organization. The transcript is spliced from 6 exons. The record is from RefSeq and is a predicted model, not a curated record. Gene Ontology annotation, cellular component: endoplasmic reticulum-Golgi intermediate compartment; Golgi apparatus; COPII-coated ER to Golgi transport vesicle.
AUUAUCUAUGGGUCCGACGACGUUUCUCUUUUUUUGGGCCAACUCAUCGGUCUUUUUGACACAGAAUUAUCAAGCAAAUAUGUUUGUUUUCACAUUGAGAAAGUUAUGAAUUGGGAAUUAUUUAUUGAAGAAUAUUAGACAAUAACAUUUUCGAAAUGGAGGUGCACUAUCUCGUAUUAUUUUUGAGUAUUUUAUGGCACGGAUGCGACGCCUUAACGUGGAGCCUCGCACCGAAUACACAGAAGUGUUUGAAAGAGGAAUUGCACGCCAAUGUGCUCGUCGCGGGAGAAUAUUCAGUAACAGAAGUAGGAGGACAAAGAAUCGACUAUAUUGUGCGUGAUUCAAAGGGUCAUAUCCUGGCCACCAAAGAUCAUGUCACAAAAGGAAAGUUCACAUUCGUCACUGAGACAUAUGACACAUUUGAAGUUUGCUUCAUAUCAAAAGUACCGCCAGAACAUAGAGGAGUAGCACAAGAUGUAACUUUAGAUAUCAAAGUAGGCAUUGAAGCAAAAAACUAUGAGGGAAAAUGGAUUGCUGAAGCUGCAAAAUUAAAGCCCAUGGAAAUGGAGCUUAAGAGAUUAGAAGAUUUAUCAGAGGCUAUCGUGCAGGACUUCACCUCCAUGAGGAAGAGGGAAGAAGAGAUGAGGGACACUAAUGAGUCAACCAACAACAGAGUUUUAUUCUUCAGCGUGUUCUCCAUGAUCUGCCUGCUAGGGUUGGCGACGUGGCAAGUGUUGUACCUGCGCAGAUACUUCAAAGCCAAAAAACUCAUUGAAUAACAUAUUUUUUUACUUUCGAUAUAGUCACACUGGGCUAGAGAUUAUUUUUCAAUGAACUAUUAUUCUGUUAUAAGUAUAAACAUUAAAAUAUUAUUGUGUUAGUUAUAAAUCGUAAUAUAGCAACUUUCAACUGAGCACAAUAUUAUAAAUAGUAAUCUUGGUAUUCGUAUCGAAUAUACUGAUAAUAAUUAAUAUUGUCAUUUCAUGAAAUCGUCUUUAUCAACCAUAGAGUAAUGCUGAUCGCACAUUACCGUCGUAUUUUUCUGUACUGAAUAUGUGAAUUAUUGCAGCCACAUUAUUGUGUUGUAACUUGUAACACUAUUUGGCUCGAUCAUCCACUGAUAAACAACUUAACAGACUACAGCUGUAGACAUAAUAUUAUUAUUCAGCUUGAAUUGCUGGGUACAGAAAUUUGAGAUUUUGCAUGUAGGCUGGAUAAUAAUAAUUUCUUCAUUAAAAUAAAAACCCAAAAAGUUACAAAAUAUAAGUAAACUCAACACUGAAGGUUGUAGGCAAUUUUUUUUAUUUGCACUGUGCCGAGAUCCAGUGUGCUGAAUAAAGACU